Gallus gallus (chicken) is the source of this 13546-nucleotide messenger RNA. RefSeq names its product metallophosphoesterase domain containing 1 (gene MPPED1). Gene Ontology annotation, molecular function: hydrolase activity. The transcript has 7 exons. NCBI's taxonomy places the organism in Eukaryota, Metazoa, Chordata, Aves, Galliformes, Phasianidae. The record is from RefSeq and is a predicted model, not a curated record. The coding region runs from base 10022 to 10930 and encodes 302 amino acids.
AGUCAUUACAGGACUGUGAUGUGCGCUGGACCUGCGCGUGUUAAGCUGUGCCGUGAUGUAAAUUUGCUGGCAGCGUAGGUAUGUAUUUUUUAUUUGGCAGAUGAUAUUAUUUAUUAUUAAAUGCGAUGGCUGUCCCGUGUGUGUUACAUAGAUGGAUUGAUCGAUUGCAAUCGUUAGCCACAGAAUUUAAGUGGCUUGUUCAAACAAUUCUAGCUUUGCUCCUCGUGUUUCCUUCGUUGUCUCAGGCUGAGACAGAAGAAUCUUAAAAUCUCUUCCUUGUACACCACUGUCUGUCUCUUCUCUGUGCUUUCCUUCAGUCUAAUUUAAAGCGUUGUAACUGCUGUGAAUACCUGUGCGGAUUCACACGAAGAAAGGCUCCUGUGUUAAAGAUAAACAAUCGUUCCUCUUAGACUAGAGCAAACCCUUCGUGCCCUGUGUGAAAACCUGUUAAAGUGUUAUUAUAGGGUGCUUUGGUCUUAGUUUGUGAUACCAAACAACAAACAGCACCAGAGAAUGCACAGAUAAAGCUGGUGCUCUGAUCUUUGUUUAAACAGGUCAUGGUUCUUCUUUAAUGCUCUGUGCUCAUUACAGGAACUGUCAGCAGGAAUGUAAAGCGGACCGGAGUUCAGAUUUGGAAUACGUUGCCUAUUCUGACAUUGAUGUUUCUGCUUCUUGAGUUAGUGAUUAUAGCGUUGUUUGUGAUCGUAUUUAUCUAACCCAAUUCAUUGUAAAGAAUUAGAAAAAAAAAAUCCAUAUUAUGUCCUCAUAGGAAAGGAAUCCGAUCGGAUCUGCUGCCUCAGAUGCAGUCCCUCUCACCUGAAGAGUUACACAGGAGUGGGCUUUUCUCUAUUGUAGCAGAGCAUGCAAUGGUAUAUGGAAAGGGUUCUGUUUUUUAAGCCAGCUGGAGUUUUGCCACUGAAUUAUGAGGAACCCCAAAUUCCUUAGAACCAGCUGACCACUUAAUUGAUGCAGAUAGUGAAUAAAAAGUGAGUUUAGAUUUGAGGAUUUCAGUAUUUUUCUAUAUGAAAUCAGUUUUCAUCUCCAGUGAUUAAUACACAUAGUAGUAAUUCGCUGCAGUUCAUUUGAUUCCUGUUAAACCUUAUUUCAAAGAACUGCAAGCAGCCAGAUUCAGAGAGGAUAUGUAAAAUAAUCUGAGGGAAGAGUCUUUCCUCAUGGUACUGUUACAUUAAGAUGUAUUAGACUGUUACAAUGUACAGUUUGAGGUCUCCCGAGAAGACCAAGCACAGUGGUGGAAACUGUAAUUUGCAUAAACACCAGGUUGGGCUUUGUGAACAUUGUCCAUGGGUCAGUUGGGUCUGUGCGGCAGUGUAUGAAAGCGAUAUGGUCUCUAAUGGUUAUUUCUAACUUAAAUACACGUUCCUGUUUCAAUCCCGAAUCCUCCAGGUUUGUUUCAGAGCAUAAGCAAGGCUGUUAAUGUAAUGGGGUCCUUUAAGGUCACUGGACUGUUAUUCCGUGACUUCCUCUUAGAAGGUCAUCCUUAGAGGCUAAUGUUAUUGUAAACAAAAUACAUGCGAAUGCAGUGCUCGGGUAGGCUUACAGAAUGAAAGUCCUGUGUAAGACACGUUGCAAAAAGGAGCAGAGCUCUUAGUGUAAUGACUGUUAACCUGCUUCUGCAGUGACCACCUCCAGAGGGUGAAGCAGUUCAUCCUCUUGUGACUGCUUGACUUCGUUGUUGAAACUGUCAACAAGUGUGACAGGUUUGCUGUGAUUUGAUGUGGCAGUGGGAAUUAUAUUAGGAUUAACAAAUAACCAUCAUGCUGUAUAUGUAGUAACUUGCAGUUGUAGAUGAUUUGGUCUUCAUUACGCUAACCUAAAUACAGAAUGCUUUACUAUUUAAAAUACCGGUAUUUACCAUGGGAGUAAAAUUGGGUUCAUAAUGCCAUUUAAAUAUACUGCACUGUGUAUGACUGAAGAGCCAAAUUAAUGUUGGUGUCAUAAGGAUUGAUCAUCUUUUUGAGAUUAUUUUUUAAGAGUUGUAAUACAUACUUAUAAUACAUUUCAGUUGCAAAUAUUUGCCACUUACUGAUUAUGUCUAUUUAGUUUAUACAUUUCUGCUAAUAAGAUUACUGUAUUAAACAUAUAUGACUUUUUUUGCAAGCUGCUUUGAUGCGGCAUGCUCUCCUGACCUUUCAAGUUCAGUUUAUCUACCACACAUGCAGUCCAGCUUCUCUUACAGCAGGUGAGGGUCUUGCCAUUCAGCCAGAGAUUGGAGCCAGCAGAGCAGCUGUCGAAGCAGUGUAUGAAGGAGACCAAUGGUUACUGACAUACUUGACUGUUUUUUCUUUGCCCUAUCCUAAUUGGUUGCUUUGCUCAAGCUUCCUCUUUGCCAGCUCUCAGUCGCUUUACUUUGUGUUGUCUGUGGCUCAGACAUCCUGCACGACACUUAACUUUCUUAUCUUUUUUCUUCUUCUCACAUGCUCUACCAUAUCAUUUUUCUUUUUCUUCCUUUUUUUUAUUCUUUGUGACAUUAAUCCUGCUUAUUUUUUCAUUGUCUUCAAAAAUAAAUGGAAGGAACAUAAUGUUCUGUCGUUGCCUUGAUCAUUUUUUUUCUACAUUGCUGUAUCAUUUUUGUCCCACAUCCUUUGUUGAGUUUUGGUAGACUGUAAUCUCUUUGGGGCAGAAGCUUUUUUGCUGCUGUUUGAUUGUACAGUGCCUAGCAUAGUUUGUUCUUGGAUAUCAAUCGGUCUUUGGGCACUUGUGUAACAGUAAAUAAUAACACUGGAAUUAUGUCUUGUUUAUGUGACAGCCUUCCUUCUGGUUUUGCAGUAAACCAAAAAUAUAUUGCUCAAAGCUUAUCUUCACAGUAUCACUAUUCUGAGAUAUAUGUCAGUUUUUCCCUCAGCACAUGUACUGAAUCCCUCAUGUGAGUUGGUUUUGGUAAAAGUUCAAGAUACCUUGCCUGCUGGAGACGGAGUGGGAUGGGUUAAAACCCAACUACUGACAGUAGUUAACAAAAUAUUAAAAGCUGAAUGGUAAAUAGAAGAUCUGACAACACCAAAAAAUAUUCUGGCUUUACUAGGUUGAUCGAGUAAGAGAUAGAAAGAAAAAGAAAAUCCAGAAAUGUAUAGUGGUUUCAUUUCACUACUUUGAUGUUUUCCUCCUAAAUAUUUUUUUUCAUUUUGGUCUCCCUUUACUUUUCACCACUGGAACACUUGGCUUUGUUUUAGCAUCUUUUGGGUCAAAUGAAGAUUUGUAGUCCGUCCCAAUACAAUUGUCAAAAUAGGUUUUCAAAAGCCAGCAAACGAGGUGAUGCAGUGUGUAUGGCUCAUGAGCCACAGUUCAGCAGUAGCCUGUCCAGCACUUUGCAGUGUGAGAGCUACCACCUGAGUUAGCUAAACUGGGGAGAAGUACUGUGAGUGUGCUGUCUUAGUGUAGGUGUUCUCCUGAUUUUUGUUCCUCUCACGAGUAGUCCCUUCAGUUUUAGGGAGAGCAGUGAUUUGCAGCAUCCUGUUGUGAAAAAGGCACUGUAGGACUGGGUCUUCCUGAUCUCCCACACUCCACCUCAGAACUGUACCUGGGGCUUCUGUAUUAGAUAUCCUCUUUCCCUGAAAGAAGAGAUUUAGUUAUCUUUGUCUCAGUUUCCCAUGCAGCCUGGAGGUGGGUUCUAUGUGGGCAUGACCUCAUGCGUACAAAAAGUGAAUAGUCCAACUUCUGAGUUAUUUUUUUCCUAUCAGUCCUGGAGAGGAUACCUGGAAAAAUAAACAGGGAAAACCCACUGACUCUCUCCCUGGAUGUUAAUCAGAUGACAUGAAGGAUUUCAACUGAAUAAAUAAAGCUGAAGGAUUGAAAUAUGGAAACAAUGAAAAUAGUAGUACAAUGUACUUAAAUUUCAAAGUUUUGUGUCUAAAUGUAUAUAUGAAUAUAUAUAAUAUAUAAAGCCGUUAAAAAGAUUUCUUGAUUCCUUUUAAUAAGAUUAUCCUUAAAGUAGUAUCACUGAAGGUAUGUUUACAUGUAAGCUGUUGUAUAUUCUGAUGUGCACGUGUUUGCGUGCUUGUACUUUGGCAUUUCAUUGAUCUUCAGCUACAGGUGUUAGACUGGCAACUUUUAUUUUCCCAUUCUUAUGUAUUGACAUAGAGAUCAGCAACCUUUCAAGACUGUUUAGUGUUAGAUUUUUUUUUUUUUUCCUGAAAUCACAGGCAAAUGUUAGCAACAGAAAUUCAUCCAAAUCUGAGCAGUGCUGCUGGACAAAAAGGGGAGACUCUGUGAGCUGUCCUGCGGGCAUCAACAUGCCUUUGUGUGAAGCACCAACUCUACCUCCGGCUGCCCUCAGAAUGUGGGAGUUGCUGCCUGUUCUGCUGUCCUCUACUUCUGUCCUCAGCCACCCUGGUACCAGCACUGCGCACUGCUGACCUGUGGGCUAACCCUGCUGGUGGAGGACACUUGAUUUUGAGUGCUUGCUUUAGAGUGACCUGAACUGACAGCUAGGCAUUUAGUAUUAGGCUUUGUCAUAUUCUGAUAAAAUAUUGGUAUCAGAGCUAACAGGCGAAAUCAUAUGGAUUUAUUGCCUUCAGUUGAGAAUGACCCAAUCGGCUAAAUUCUGUGCAUUUAUAUGCUAUAUCCACUGAAAUUAGUUUGGAUAAAUUCUGUGGCACAGGUAACUUGGAUUUAACUGGUGAUGCUUGUCUAGGUAAAGGCUAAGAAAUUAAUGGUAGGCAGUUCUCACAAAAGGGUAAAGGAAAAGAACAAAGUUAUUCAGUUGCGGAGUUAAACCAAACUCUGUCUUCUGAAGUAUAUGAUGUUUCAUUACUUACAUACACAUUUUAUAAGCAAAUAUUUUAAGAGAUUUGACAGCUUAGUCAGAUGACGUGCCCAAAUUGCAGACUGAAAUGUGGAAUGAAAGCACCACAGUCUUAGUUUACUCCUAUUGAAAUGUCUGUUUGUGGUAAUUUUUCCAGAUAACCUGUAUUGUAGGUAUUUUUUCAUUAAGAUGACUAUUAUCAUUUUGGGACUUAUAAUUCUUCUUUUAUCAGCUUGGGAUCUUCAGUAGCGUAGCAUAUUUUGAAAUACUACCUGGGAUGAAAGCUAACUUUUUAGAGUGAAGAAUGAGUUUUGUGGCUUUUAGAUAUAUUUAUUUAAGAUUUCCUUACUUAGCGGUAAUUACUUAAAUAGAUAAGCUACGUCUCAGCAGAUAUUUUGGGAUAAAUAGAGCAAAACAGUAUAUUUUUCGGGGAAAAGAUUUUAUUUUCCUUAAGAAAAAUGUAUCCAUAUAAAUAUUUUAUCCAAAUGUGAUGUUUUAUAUGUUAAGGCAAGACUGUACGUAGGGCUACAGUAAAGCAUUUAGCCUUGACAAAUAUUCAGUCUGUUUGUAGAUCUUAGAGCACUGCAGUGUUUAAAAUGUAUUUGGUGUUUUGUAAAGUCAAGGUUUAAGAAAAAGACAAACCCAUAUUAUUAGUGCUUUUUUUUUUUUAAUUUAAUUUAAUAAAUUAACUGUUAUUUGUAUGGAUGAGAACUUGGUUCAGGAAAUGAUACUCCUGAUAAUCCCAAAUAAAAUAAAAUCUUCAUAAAUAGAACACUCAGUCAUUGUGGUUUUGUGAACCUAGGUGAGUAAAUUAGCACAAGUAAUGUAAAAUCAUGCAAUCAUCAUUCAAAGGAAGACAAGCUAAGAAGAUUUGAAAGUGAUAAGCGUUUUAAAUCAACACAAUUAAAUUUAAUAGGCAAAUGUAUGAUUAGAGUGUUUUCUGAAUCCAUCCAUCUCUUUUUCUGGGUGCCAGGUCAGGACUUUGAUGUAGAGUAGAUACAGUAUUCCUUUUGAGGAAACUCCAAAGAUGUGAAUGUAAGAGCACAGUUCCAAAAGACAAAUGAUCUCAUUUCCUACUUGCUAUGUCUAUAAAAUAUUUGCAUGACAGUUAAAGCUAACAAAUACUAACAAAUAGUGUUUUUUAUUUAUAAAGUAAUGAGAGAAACAUGUAUAAUACUUGUGCUUGAGAGCAAUGGAAGAAAACUAAUUUGGAGUAAAAGUUAAUUUCAGUGACGAAUGUUGUCAUACUGUGUUUGACAGGUCAUUGUAAUCAGCAAAGAAGAGGAAGAAUGUGUUUUUGCAUGGUGAGAGAUAACUUGGGGGAUUUGUUUUUAUUUUUUCCUAAUGCAUGUUAAGGUAAUUAUAAUUACAGAGAAAUAAAAAGUCUUAUAUAAGUCAGCAGAUCUUUUCACAUUACAAAACAGGUUGCUCUGUGACUUGUAGAUCUGCAGUUAAGAAAUAGAUGGUAUAAAUGAAGAGACACCAAAGCAUUCCUUGACAGAUGAAAUACAGGAUUUGAUAGACUGUGUGUUUCUUUUCACUGAAGUUGGUAGGAUUUUGAGGCAUACAGGUAAUUGAGAAUUAUGUCUGCUGUUUCUGGUUAUUUAUCUGGGAGUAACUCUGACAUCUGGUGAAAAGAUACAGUCACAGAACUGACAACAGUUAGCAAAUACAAGUUCGCUAGUGCAGAAAACCAUCUCAGAUGUGUUUUUAAGAUGGUCCAAGGGGUCUCCUUAAUAAAUUAUGGAGAUGAUUUAGUUUCUUUACCCAUCUUCUGAAGAGAGUUGAAACUGGAAGGCAGGGUGCUUAGGAUGUCUAUCCAUUAAAGACAGAACGUAAGAAGUUUCUGAAAAUGACGGCCAGAGUGUAGCGAACAUAUGUGCUAUAGUUAACAGCUGAGCCAUAGUAGAGAGACAUUUUAAAGUUUUUAUUCAGAUUCUUGACCUUAAGACAACAAGCAUAAACAUCAGUCGAUAUCCUUACGUGUUGUAAGGAUGUUGUCUGCCAUGAGAAGCAGACAAAGCAAUGUGUUUUGCCACCGCCGGGCCCUCACAGAAUUAACUGGUGUACUUGUUCCACUUUUACUGUGGUGAUAAACCUGCCCUACAGAACUCGCUCUAAUGCAUACAUUUAUUUGCUGCUUAACAGCAGAGAUUUCUUGGAACAUGUGACUUUCAUGUGGUGCUACCCUUCAGUUGUGGUCUCUACAGAGCAGGUCUGAAGCACAAAGGCAGCCCAGGGCCUCAUGCCAGGCCCGGUGCUUGUGCCAGGCCUCUGCGUGUGCUGUGGAUCGAGGUUUGGAGGCUUGAGGGCUGUCGCCUUGGCGCACUGCACCAGAGCUAAACUGACAUUUAGGAAAACUAACAUUCUCAAAUGCUGUCCUGCUUCUGUAGCCUAGUGGGGCUAGCUUUCCAAGCAGGAAUUGUAGCUCCCUGUGUUCAUAACGUAGAACUCCGGGAAUUUGUUAAGGGUUGAGGCUCUGUAAAUGACAGCACAGAUUAUAAAAUGACAAUUCAGAUAUCCUUGAGGAAUCUGUUGGUUUUUAAAAUACUGUUUAAUACUCAUUGUUACAAAUUAGGUGUAUGUAAAGCAGUUGCCUUGGGGAAAGGAGGCUUGUAUGUGCAUAUUUCACUUCAGUACAUUGCACUUUCACUUGUUCACUUUUUAAAUGCAUUUGGUACAAAAAAUUGUAUUCAUUUAGAGGGCCUUAUAAUCCCAUCAGUAGAAGUGACAUGAUUGACCUUAGAACCUAUAAGUGUCUCUACGAUGAUGCUGCCUUCACUUCAAAGUCCACAAUUGUGUUAAGAGCAUUCAAAUUCCUCAUUUGUCGAGUGAAUUUGCUUGGUCUCUUAAAGGAAGACUCGGUGGUUUGUGUUUGCCAGGACUUGCAUUUCAUUUCAGAAAAUGAAGAGAAGGAAGCGGAGAGUGUAUCACUUUGGAAAAGCUUUUAUCUGCAGAGCGAUUUGCUUGGCUCAUCCUUUCCCACAGAAUAAUGUCUUUUUAGGAUUGUUUCAGCAUUCAUUUUCUGAUGACAGAACUGGAAAUAGCAGCCUAAUUCCAUCGAUUAGUAUGGACUAUGUGAAAUGGAUAUUUUCAACAGGAAAAAGAAUAGUUUUCAGCCUAUUUCUCAUACUAAUCAUUUUACUGGUUCCAUUAUGUUCACUUAUUGCUGGACAGUCUGUAAUAACCUGUUUGUGUUGGGGGGUAGGGAUUUAAAACAAAAAAUAAACAACAGUAAUUUGUUAUCACAAAGCCAAACACUAGGGGUUUUAAGAAUGUUACUAUGACAAUUGGUACCACUGCUGCUGAAUACUCUAUGCCACUUUUUUUUUUUUCCCAUUUUUUUAAAAAUCAAGAGCCUGCUUCAGUGUGUAGUGGAUGAACUGACAGCCUAUGAAGAAUAGUUUACCCUCAGUACAGGGGACAGCCUAAACUCCCAGUGAAACUCUAGGAGGGGUUUCUGCCUACCAGUUACCAAGAUUACCAGUAUUCAGUUUCUAUUGGAAGGUGUCCCGGUGACAGGGAGUUGGACUAGAUGGCCUUUAAGGUACUUCUCACCUCAGACCAUUCUACAAUUCUGUGAUUUGCACAAGAAGCACGUGUGUGACUAUGUGGUCUACCACACGCUCUCAUGUGCUUCGUUAACGUAUUUUACUGCUGUUGUCUCAUUGGCUUUCCCUGAAAAAAUAUAGCUUUGAUAUUUUAUAGCUGCAUGAAGGUGCCUUUUUUUUACUACUGCAUUUUAUUUCUUCAUUGCCUCCCCAAAUCCCAGCUCGUCAUACUCUCUGAACAAAAUGUGUUUUCUGUAGCUGCUUCUGCCACUGACCUAGUACCAGCUUCUCUUCUUUCUUCAUGGUAUCUCACUAUUGCUGAUGCAAAAUCUGGCAGCUUCCCCUCUUCAGCUUUCUUGCUGUGAUGUGCUCCAGCCGUGUUAAACUUUUUGAUCUCCAGAUUUUUUGUAACCUGGCAAAGUUCUUUGAUCAACAGGUAACUCCCUCAGAGUUUUAUUUCUUAAUCUGUAGCUUGUUCUUAUCAUCAAUGUCACCAACACCAUCGGUAUUUUAUCUUGAUUUCUAAUUAUUGUUUCAGUGACAUCUGCUUGAGCUGUGUUGUUCUUAAGUCUAGAUUCUUAUAUCCUAUUGCUAGAAUAGCUGUCAAGAAGUCUCAGUAUUGCUUGUAGGCUUGAGACAAAGAGUACAUGAUAGCAAUGGAGAUGAUGGAAUAAGAUCUGAUGAGAGACAAUGGACAAGAGAGUGAGCUGGAACUCACUCUCCUUGGGGAGGGGGGGGAAGAAAGAGAAAGGGAUGCAUAGAAAGGCUGGAGAAUUGAUGUAAAAAUAAAUAUGCUGGCUAUACUAGAAAUUCCUGGCUGAAAAAGUAAGAAAAUCUUAUAAUACACUUUUUUUAAUUUGAGAACUUAAUUCAGCAAAUGACUUAAAUAUAUGUCUGAAUUGAAGCACCUGCCUGGUCCAGUAAUUCCUCAGGAUAGAUGGUGACCCAUAUAGUUUAUGGCCUGAUGCAAAGCCUGCUGAAGGCGGUCUAGCAGUGUCCAUUGUAUACAGUGGGCUUUGGAUCAGGCCUCUGUGAACCUUUGAGCACAUGUUAAAGGAAGCAGCUGAAAGAUAAUGCACAGAGAACAUUCCUGACAUCAGUAAGGAAAUGGCUUAGCUGGUUUAAUAGCUUUUUCUCAGUCUGUGAUUCUAACAGCCAGGUUUGUGAUAUUUAUUUUAGUAUUCAUGUUCUUGCAGUCCUUUUUACAUUUCCCUGUUUUUCUCUGGCAGACAUCCCGCAGCUCCAUAAGUCUGGGGGAAGAGGAUGGUUAGCAUGUUGUUGCUGUGGGGAUUUGAGUCUUAGUGCUCUGUGUUGGUAAUGCUGGGCAUAUAAAUUUUAAAACUUGCAUACUAGAGAUGCAGAUAAUUAUUUCCCCGCUACAUUUUAUACUCUGGUCUAGGCAAGAAAGAAAUUUCAGAAUAUUGAAAGAAGAGAAAGUUACGAUUGUGGGGACUAUUGGAAAUGGAAACAGAAAGAGGGGAGUAAUGGGUGUCAGUCUAGUUAUCAGUCAAGCUAGAAAGAGACAGCUUGUUCUGUCGAACACUAAGAAUGUUCGUAGUCAGCCAACCACUUAUGCAGGAAAGCAGCCCUAGACUGAAAGGUUUUUCAAAGAGAGGUGUGCUGAUUAGGUAAGAUGUCAUGGUCUUCUCCUGUCGAUGUAGGAAGAUAGCAGAUAUGAUCGCCUGAAAAAGCAGAGCUACCCAGUGCAAGCAUGGCUUUCGCCCAGUCGCACAUUAUGGCAGCUAGAAGGCAUCAGCACAGUAGACUCAUAAUUGAAGUGGAUGAGUACAGCUCCAACCCCACACAGGCUUUCACGUUCUACAACAUUAACCAGGGACGUUUUCAGCCCCCACAUGUGCAAAUGGUUGAUCCGGUGCCCCAUGAUGCUCCCAAACCUCCAGGGUAUACUCGAUUUGUCUGCAUUUCUGAUACUCACUCGAGAACUGAUCCCAUCCAAAUGCCAUAUGGAGAUGUGUUAAUACAUGCUGGUGAUUUCACUGAGCUGGGACUUCCUAGUGAAGUAAAAAAAUUCAACGAGUGGCUAGGUAGCCUGCCCUAUGAAUACAAGAUUGUGAUAGCAGGAAAUCAUGAAUUGACCUUUGACCAGGAAUUCAUGGCUGACUUAAUCAAGCAGGACUUUUACUAUUUCCCUUCUGUUUCUAAGCUGAAGCCAGAGAGCUAUGAAAAUGUACAGUCUCUUCUAACAAACUGCAUCUAUCUUCAAGACUCUGAAGUGACCGUGAGGGGAUUCAGAAUAUAUGGCUCCCCUUGGCAACCUUGGUUUUAUGGCUGGGGCUUUAAUCUUCCACGAGGCCAAGCACUAUUAGAGAAGUGGAACCUUAUUCCAGAUGGGAUAGAUAUUCUUAUAACACAUGGACCACCUCUGGGUUUUCUAGACUGGGUACCUAAGAAAAUGCAACGGGUAGGAUGUGUAGAGCUGCUGAACACAGUCCAGAGACGAAUACAGCCAAGGCUUCAUGUGUUUGGACAUAUCCAUGAAGGUUAUGGUGUCAUGGCUGAUGGAACUACUACCUACGUGAAUGCAUCUGUGUGCACUGUGAAUUACCAGCCACUAAAUCCACCUAUAGUUAUUGACUUACCUACUCCGAGGAAUACAUGAUUAUAAUAAAGGAUUUCAUGUUGUGCCCAACACAUUAGCAACUUUAUAUUGCUGACUGAGAAUCCCAAUAGGGAACUAUUCAACAAGAAAAGUCCUUCUUCUCUUUUUCCUGCUAGCUCUUCACAGAUAAACCUGAGUGACAAAAAUGGAUGAUGAACAAAGACAUUUUGGUGCCGGAAGCAGAUUAAAGACAUACACCAUUAAAAUGUUUGUGAACACAGAAAAGUGAAUGCAUUCCACAUAUAUAUCCAUAUACAUCUCUCUCUCUCUCAAGUAGGGACUUUUGUACAUACCGUACGUUAUAUUGGACUAACUAAAAGAACAGUGUCUUUCAGGGGAGUGUUUCUUCAAGAAAGUUUGCAGUUUAAACAUAAGAGUUUAGACUAGGAUUUCCUCAUUUCAGAUGUUUCCCAUUGAGCUCUUGAUAAAAGUGAUGUUAAAGAUGUUUUCCCUUAACACAGGAAACACAAAAGAUGCUACAUGAAUGACCAGCCACAGGAGGAAAGCUAUUAUUUCAGGCCUUCCAGGUCUUGAGUCCUUGCAUCUAUACCAAACCAAUGCAGUAGAGGUCUUAAUUCACUGUACUGGAAUGAAGUUUGCUACAUCUGACGUUAAGGGAAAGGAUGCAUAUUGCCAGCAUGCUGUAAACAGCUCAGAAUCCAAGGGAGAAGGGAGACUGUGUUAAGUGCAGUAUAAACUCAGGAAUUUGUAACCUGGCCUCGCCUGUGGAAAAAGAAAAAAAGAAAAAAAAAAAAGAUGACAUUUCCCUUAAAAAAUGAAGAAGUAUAACUGUGUUUUCAUAUGGUAAGGCGAUGCGUGAUUGUCCGUAAAAAGCAAAAGAACAAACAAACCCAACACCCAGUAACCCAGUGUUCAGUACCGAAAUUUUCAAUAAAACCCACUGGGACUACUUGUGUAAAACUUGUUGCUGGUAUAUGCAGCCAAUAGUGAGAUUUCUGGUUUGAAUUUGGCUCACGUCAGCUGUGACUAAAUGUCAUUGUGAUCAUUUUGUCCUUUGGGAAACUUUGUGGACUUCAAGGGGGGGUCAUCCAGAGGUGGGGUUUGGGCAUUUGUUUUUGGGUAGCUAUGUAGUAGCGUAAGUGCAGUGAGUGAGGAGUACACGCCAGUGGGUACAGAGCAGAGGUUGCCUCACAAAACCUGUCAUGGCCAUGUACCCAUUCAUGGGCACUGUUGAGGGAGGCCCAAGACAAAACCAUAAACCCAGGUGAAAUCUGUCUCUUGUGCUGUGUGUAGAUACAUCCAGGCAAAGCAAGGGGUGACACAGGAGCUGCUGGGGAUGGUUAGCACCGAUCCUACCUGUGCAGCUCUCCUGCAGGUUAGCAGAGGUGUUGAGUCUGCUGGGAUUUCUGUGCAGUCCUGGGCAGAAGCUAGAGAAUGGUCUACAAACUUACAGAAAUACUUGCUUCAAAUCUGUUCUGCAAGAAUUGGGUUUCUGCCUUGGACUAACAUCUCCGUGCUCAGAGCAGCUUUUCUGCCUAGAUGGAGAUCGUUUAACUGCUGGAACCUGGAUGUUGACAUUCUGUGUUUGGGGCUGACUGCAUUUACAUAUUAACCAUGUUCACACAAAUUAGGCAACUCAUCGCACUAUCAAUACCGGACUGUUUUCAGCUGUGUGCAUAGCUCCUAUGUGCACACACACAGUGGAUGGUAGUAUCAGUUACUUUUUGCCUGAUGUAUGAAUAUGAAUGUGAGCUUGGUGUAGCGGUUGCAUCUACAUUAAAAUUCCUGCUCUGCCAACCCAGGCUAGCAGCCACAACUCUAAGGGAGGCAGGCAGAAAUAUUGCUUUUUUGGAGGUUUUCUGAGUGCUCAUCCAAUGGAUGCUGGAAGCUGUGCAGUUCGAAGCCAGGAUCUGACGUGCUGUGGGCCCACUGAGACCAAAAAACAUGGCAAGCCGUAGAGCUGUCAAUUCCUGGAGCAGCUGGGUGACUUGGGAUCUAAACUGAUCUGCUGCUUUUUUCCAAAACAGGCAAACAAACAAAAAAACAAACAUAGAAAUGAGCAGGCGUUUCCUGGAGUGAACAGUUCACAGCACAAGAACAGCCCACCAUUGAAUUCAGCUGGGUCUACUUUUUGUAAGAUCCAUUGGUGCAGAAAUGGCGAGAUCAGCUCCUAAAUCAGCAAAGACUAAAAUUCAUAGCUCAAUGUGAACUCCCACCAUCGUUGGGAAGAUGAACAAUAGCAUGCAGUUAGAGUUAAAGUGUCUAAUCUAGUCACAGUUUGAGCGUUUCGAAACAAACGUGGCAGGAAAUUGGCUGUAUGUUAAAGAAGUCUGAAAUGUUUACAUUCACUCAUGGCACUUAAGAUGCUAAAAUGCUGAAAGUGGAGGGAAGAGGUCCUUUUAUUGGCCUCAACAAAAUUUCUAUGUCGACCAUAAACUAUUCUCUUAAAAAUAAUUUUUCCUAAGGUAUCUUCAAAAUACUGUGUAUUUUUAUGUGAAAAAAGAUAUGAAAGCAGCUGUUACUUCAAAAUAUCAUUUAAACUACUUGAGGUAUGAAAGCUUAAAGGUUAUUUAAUCAUUUUGGCAUAACUUGAUUGUUGUUGUAAUUUUUGGUCAAGCAUGUUAGACAAAUAAAGUCUUAAAAGAAACAACAAAA